Magallana angulata is the source of this 1284-nucleotide messenger RNA. Its product is annotated as peroxisomal sarcosine oxidase-like. Gene Ontology annotation, cellular component: peroxisome. The record is from RefSeq and is a predicted model, not a curated record. Bases 86 to 1237 code for a protein of 383 amino acids. NCBI's taxonomy places the organism in Eukaryota, Metazoa, Mollusca, Bivalvia, Ostreida, Ostreidae. Gene Ontology annotation, molecular function: sarcosine oxidase activity; L-pipecolate oxidase activity; flavin adenine dinucleotide binding. The transcript is spliced from 8 exons.
AUUUUAUAAGCUCUAGGCACGACCCGCCGCUGAUUCUAAUAAUUUCGCGGUACAAAGUGAUUUGGUUGACCCGUGGAGACUAUGUAUGACGUGGUGGUGGUGGGGGCGGGGAUCGAGGGGUCAGCCACGGCCUACAACCUGGCCAAGAACGGACAGAAAACCCUGCUUCUGGAGCAGGUCAGUAUAUAUACCCUUCCCUCUGCCUCACUCCCGCGGGAGUUCUCACGGACAGAGUAGAAUCACCCGUGUGGAAUACGGUGAGGAUGACCAUUACGCCGUGAUGAUGAAAGAAGGCGGGAAACUGUGGCUUUCCCUGGAGCGCGAGUCAGGGACCUCUCUCUUAGUGAACUGCGGCUGUCUGUCAGUCAGCAAGCAAGGUAACUCUUACAUGAAGGCUACAAUAUCCUCCCUGUCACGGAACGGUAUAAAGUACGAUAUCCUGACCCCUGGGGACCUGAGGGACAGGUACCCGAUGUUGUCCCUGCCGCCAGAUUACGUGGGGGUGUUUGACUACAGUGGAGGGGUGCUGAGGGCGGACAAAGCUCUCAGGGCAUUUCAGACUCUGUUCGUCAAGCACGGAGGCGAGUUGAGAGACGGGGAAGAGGUGACAGGUAUCCUACCGGGUUCUGACGUCACCAUUGUGACGUCACAGGGAGAAUACAGGGCCAGGAAGGUUGUACUCACGCUGGGACCAUGGGCCCCCAAAUUUUUGCCCAAGCUCGGCAUUAAUUUACCUUUAGAGACAGUGUUGAUCCUGGUAUUAUAUUGGAAGGAGAAAAAAGAUGGCGAGUUCUCUGCAGGUCGAUUUCCGGCGUUCAGAAAUAUCAGAGAAAAUGGUGGAGUGUACGCUCUACCUAGCUUGGAAUACCCGGGACAUGCAAAAGUGUGUUACCAUGACGGCCCUGAGACUGACCCCGACAGUCGAGAUAUGGCGGACACGGGGCGGAUCCUGAGUACGAUGAAGAGUUACGUCAGGGAGCACCUGCCUAGUCUACAGGACCCGCCCUCUAUCGUCGAACCCUGCAUGUACACGAAUACUCCUGACAAACAAUUUAUCCUAGACCACCAUCCUAUCCACAGGAACAUCAUAAUAGGAGCAGGAUUUUCCGGGCAUGGGUUUAAGUUAGCCCCAGUGGUGGGCAAGAUUCUGAGUGAGCUGGCCAUGGAUAAGACCCCCUCCUAUGACCUCACCCCCUGCCGUAUAGACAGGUUCUCCAGCACUAAAGCCCGGAUGUAAUGCACCUAAAAUUUAUCAUAUGCAGAUACAUCACAACUUAAAAUAAG